Penicillium coprophilum is the source of this 1014-nucleotide messenger RNA. RefSeq lists its product as uncharacterized. NCBI's taxonomy places the organism in Eukaryota, Fungi, Ascomycota, Eurotiomycetes, Eurotiales, Aspergillaceae. Bases 1 to 1014 code for a protein of 337 amino acids. The transcript is spliced from 2 exons. The record is from RefSeq and is a predicted model, not a curated record.
AUGGCAAGCGCACCAAACGUCUACUCGGCUGAGCCUGCAUUCCCCAUCCUUGCCGAUUCUCUACUCCAACCAGAGUCAACGGAAAAUGCAGCUCCUUCAAAUGAGACAACUGCGAAAGAUGACUGGAAUCUCAAGAAUGAAUGGAAAAAGGGUAUCAAGCUCUCCAAUAAAGCAGUCUUUCGGUGCGGAGCUGUCCUAGGCUUUUCCAGACUGCAAAUGAGAAGCAACGAAAGCAACGAGUAUAUCGGACAGAUUCCUCGAUACAUUCUUACAAACCAACUACGAAGUAUUCAUUCAUCAUCUGAACCAAGCGCAUUCAUUAUCCACCCACGAAGCUUCGAUGCCUUUGCCCCAAGGACUCUUCUCAAUGAGCUACAGUCUUCCACCUAUGACCAGCCCGGUCUAUCAAAGGAUGAUGCAAUCCGUCGACUUGACUCUGUGCAGCUACUUUCCGUACAUAACUUCCCCAAUGCCGCACAAGCCAUCGGUAAGGUCUCGGAAACACUCCACGAGAUCCAAGAAAACAGAGAACAGAGAAAUUCGACGGAGACAAGCCCGUCCGUCCACAACCCCAUCGUCCUCAUUGUUGUGGGCCUCGAUACCCUGACCGAAGGUGUAAUUCGAGCCUCCAACCCAGCUCGAGGUGCAGCGGUCUUGACAGCUACACUUCGUACCUUAACGCGCUUGUCUCGUGUGCAUGCCUCUCAUCUCUCGAUCAUUCUUGUCAAUACUAAUGGACUGGGGACCAUGAAUCCAGAGUGGAAUAAAAAUCAAUCGUUGACUGGAAACACUAGCGGAGGUAGUACUGUGAGACAUCCGCUAGAAGAUGGCAUCCACUCCGUCUUCCAUUCAGAUAUUCCCUCCCUGUUCCCAACCUUGCUCAUGAAGACGUUAGACCAAGGCAUUGAUACCCAUCUUUUACUUUCUGAUGUGAGAGGAGCUCAAAUAGUCGAAGUGAUCAAAGACCGAGUCGGUACGAGUCUAGGUAAAUGGGGAGCAUGGAACGAGCGAUGA